CUUGGAUGUGCGGAGUGAUUGUUUAGCGAGAAGAAUUGACAUUUUUAAAAGAAAAAAUAGCUUGUGUACAUAUAAAUAGAAGAUUUUAAGGACUGAGGCGACCGUGGAAAGGAAUCGGAACCCGGAAAAAUCCAGUGAAAGAAGGCAUGAAGACAUCAUCUUAGUCAUUAGUCAUGGCCGAUAAAAGGAAACUUCAAGGUGAAAUAGAUCGAUGUCUGAAAAAAGUAGCGGAGGGCGUGGAACAGUUUGAAGAUAUCUGGCAAAAGCUUCACAAUGCAGCCAACGCAAAUCAGAAGGAGAAAUAUGAAGCAGACCUCAAGAAAGAGAUUAAAAAGCUACAGCGUCUUCGAGACCAGAUCAAGACGUGGGUGGCAUCCAACGAGAUCAAAGACAAAAGGCAGCUAGUAGAGAACCGCAAACUCAUAGAAACGCAAAUGGAGCGGUUCAAAGUGGUGGAGAGGGAAACAAAGACGAAAGCGUACUCUAAAGAAGGGCUCGGUCUGGCUCAGAAGGUCGACCCAGCUCAGAGGGAAAAGGAGGAGGUCGGCACGUGGUUAACGAAUACGAUAGACACGUUAAACAUGCAGGUGGACCAGUUUGAGAGCGAAGUGGAGUCUCUUUCAGUCCAGACGAGAAAAAAGAAAGGAGACAAGGAGAAGCAGGACCGGAUCGAGGAACUAAAGAAGUUCAUCGAGAAACAUCGGCACCACAUCAGGAUGUUGGAGACGAUCCUGAGGAUGCUGGACAACGACUCGGUGCAGGUCGACGCCAUCAGGAAGAUCAAGGAUGAUGUGGAGUAUUAUCUCGACUCGUCGCAAGAUCCAGACUUCGAGGAGAACGAGUUUCUUUACGAUGAUCUGGACCUGGAAGACAUCCCUCAGACGCUGGUCGCCACCUCCCCGCCGGGACACUCGCACUUGGAGGAUGAGAUCUUCCAGCACUCUAGCAGCACACCCACCUCCACCACCUCGUCCUCGCCCAUCCCCCCCUCGCCUGCUACUUGCACUACGGAGAACUCAGAAGAUGACAAGAAAAGGGGACGUUCGACGGACAGUGAAGUCAGUCAGUCGCCUGUGAAGAAUGGAAAUCCUUCGUCUUCGUUAUCUUCCUCCUCCUCUUCCUCCUCGUCCUCGUCCUCCUCUUCCUCCUCUGUCUUGGGUCUAACCUCAUCAUCACUGGUCUCUAUGGCGACCAUGGCUGGGGGUGGAAGCAGCGGCUCUGGGGGCAGCAGUCACCACGUGAACUCUGGGGGUCUCCUUUCCAACACCUCCGCCGGCAGCUACAGCAACGCCACCCAGCAGCCCCCCCACCCAUCAGCACAGCAGCAGCAGGCCAAAAACUCCAUCACCUCCUCCUCCUCCGCUCCUCUAACCAACUCCACCUCUGCCACCAACAGCUACCCUGCCUCCUCCGCCUCCUCUCCGCCCAACACCAGCACACAGGGACUCCUGUCCUCGAACUCCCAGCCCCCGGCACUCUCUGGGGUCCCGCAGACCUCCAACAGUCUGGGUCUAAGUCUGGGUCUGGCUCUGGGGAAAGGCGGCAUGUCGGGCUCCAUCACCACCAGCCCCAUGUCCGCAGGUCUCGGCCUGUCAGGGAUGCCGGCGUCUCUGAGCACCAUGGCGAGCCUCCUGUCAAGCUCCACCCCCGCACCCUACGCUCAGGCAGCCGCCGCGGGCACGCUCAGUUCAGGCCUGCCAGGGUCUUUAGGUGGCGUCAGCACCACAACGACCAACAACAGUGGCCUGGGCUCCAUCGGCAGCGGGAGCAUCACAGUCGGCGGGCCGACGUCUUCGACAGGAGGUCUGCUGGGAGCGGCGCCUGGCUUGAACAGCAUCAGCUCGGGGAUUCUGGGCCUGGGCUCGGGACAGUCAGGGAUCCAGGGGUCUUCUCUGGUGUCGCUUAGCCCUGUUGGAGGUUUAGCACCCGGUAGUGGAGUAGGAGUGAUCGGGAGUAACGGAGGCAGCUCAGGAUCAACGGGGAGCGGAGUAGUGGGAGGGAACUCGUCGCUCUCCAUCAGGCCGCCGAGCCAACAGAAGCAGAACGGCAGCACCAGUUACAGUGCCGUGGUAGCAGACAGCACAACAGACUCCGCCCUCAACAGUGCCAGCCAAUCACAAAGCAGCCAACCCUCAUCUCUGACCUCCAUAGCCAAUCAGCCUAAGGACACUGGUCCCAGUUUACUCGGCUCUCUAAGUUUGUCAUCCAGUUCACCGUCUCCGGCUUUCUACAGCGAGGCCAAAACGGCGAGCGGAGGCAGCCUGCUGAACGGUCCACUGUCCUACUCACAGCCAUCCGACAGCAUCAAGCCACAGGAGCCUCUGAGCAGCCUCAAGUCCAUGGCCGAGCGAGCAGCACUCAGCUCAGGGAUGGAGGGAGACGUGCCCUCCCUGCACCUCACCCCAGACAUCUUCCCCAGCAGCACCACGGCGCCCUCGGGCCCACCGUCAGCACCUCAGCCCUCACUGUCAGAGGUCAGCAUCCCCCCGUCGUUGGGGGUCUGCCCACUGGGGCCGGUCCCCCUAUCCAAAGACCAGCUCUACCAACAGGCCAUGGAGGAGGCGGCGUGGACACACAUGCCACACCCGUCCGACUCCGAGAGGAUCAGGCAGUACCUGAUGAGGAACCCAUGCCCCACCUUGCCUUUCCACCACCAGGUGCCCCCGCCUCACUCCGACACUGUGGAGUUUUACCAGAGGCUUUCCACAGAAACCCUCUUCUUCAUCUUUUACUACCUGGAGGGCACUAAGGCCCAGUAUCUGGCAGCCAAAGCCCUGAAGAAACAGUCCUGGAGGUUUCACACAAAAUACAUGAUGUGGUUUCAGAGACACGAAGAACCCAAGACCAUCACUGAUGAGUUUGAGCAGGGAACAUAUAUUUACUUUGACUAUGAGAAAUGGGGCCAACGGAAGAAGGAAGGCUUCACAUUUGAGUACCGGUACCUUGAAGACCGAGACCUCCAGUGACCUGCAGCCAGAAAGACUCGACUAAAACACGGACAAACAAACGGCUGAAGGAGGACAGAGAGCAACAAUUGAAGAAGAGUGGUCCACCUGCUGACAUUCCUGGAUUUAAUCUCAGCUCUUUGGGGGACGGAGACGUCCGGAAAGGAAGGGGGGGGGGGCAAACGGCUUUAUAAGGACACAUUUAGAGCCCUCCUCUCCUCCGACUCUCCAACCCUCCUCCUCCUCCUCCUGUCCUCCAUCAUCAGGCCUUUUCUUCUCCUGAACUGGAACUCUCUUUACUACGACACUUUGGCAGAUAAGACACAAAAAUCACACCUGACUAUCAUGUGCUUUCCCCUCUGUGUUAUCUCAUUAUGUUGGCUUUAAAACGUUUGCAUAUGUAGCCCAUUAAGAACCAAAGAGAAUUGGUUAAUCAUACAGUACAGGCUAUGUUAGGGAAACCUCACCAAACAAGUAUACACACUAAAUCUGUAGUAUCAGAGCUGCAACUUCUUCCUGAGUUGUUUGAUGGAGCAGAGAUGCAGCAGCAGGGCAGAAAUCACACAGCUUAACUCAAAUCUAACUCAAAAAUCAGCAUCUAGAAGAGCAACCUGUGACCUGCAGCGUCAGCCAUAAGGAGUCGUUUUGGACAUGCACUUAGUUGCCAGUAUAUUCUAUAAACCUGUUGCAUGUUCAGUCUGAAAAACCUCAUUUUACUCUAUUUUUGACAUUAAACAUGUUGCAGAAGUGGUGCAGAAUGCUGUGCAGCAUGCUCUCCUCUAGCCCGUGUCUCAAAGAUUUCAUCCAAUCAGCAGCAACUUUUUUUCAAUAAAGUAGGGCACUUUUGCAUAAAAACACAUUUUUCUGUUAAAUUGAUCAAUAUUUUAAGUUAUAAAAAGUUGAAUUAUUACAUUGUAGUAACAGACAAUGUAGGAUUUGGUGCUAAAACAUUGACUUUCACUUUCAUUUUUCUUUCGUUUACAUUUAUGAAUCUCUAGAUUGAAUUAGUAAGAGUUAAAUUAUGUAAAGCCCCCUUUUUGGGGUAAAAUGUAAAAAGCAAUAAAGUUUGGCAUUAGAGCAGCAUCUAAACCAGCUGGCCUGGUAGCCAAACACCAAUAAAAAUGUCAUCAAAUCAUGAGAAACAGUUGUUCAAACAUGCAUCAACAAACACAGAAUAUUCUGUGAUUUAGGGUAACUUGUGUUGGAUUCACUGAUGUUUGCCUAGAGUCUACAAGGGGGUUUCAUACCAACACAAAAUCAUCCAAAAACAGAAUUGGCUCUGCUCCAGGUCAUGAAACAUGUUCUUAUUCUUCUACAUCUUAUAAUAUGAGUUAGAAAUUGACUCCCAGUAAUGUUUCUCCUGCUCUUCUGCUGCUAUAAGGGCUUGUUGAUCUCCAAACAAACCAACCCUUUGACCAUUAAACCUUCCUCUGCUGUAAUCCAGCCUUACCACACUAGACGAAAACACAAACCCAGCAGCUAAGUGUUGGUUGUAGGUGGCACCACAGACCCCUCUAGCACUUAACUAUCUUCAGAGGUCCUGCAGCUGUUGUUUUUUUGUGGUUAUUUUGUGAAUUCAACUGGCUGCUGUGGUCUAAAAAUAUCCCGCCCUGCCUACUCCCAUCCAGCCACGAUGGAGGAGUGUGACAACACAGCCGGUGAGGUGUUGGUAGUAACUGUCUUACCUGGUGGGCAGCGUUAUAUCAUCAUUUGGAAACUGUUUGAGGUGAAAAAGAUCAUACUUCCAAAAUUAGAAUCUAUUUCAGGUUUAAGUUAAAGGUCUUUGGCUUAUCUGUUCACAUUAUGAAUGAUCAGCUCACCCACAUCACAUUGACAAAGAAAAACACAGUCCAGCAGUGUUCCUUACUUUUCAUUGGUGGUAUCUUGUCAUAUAUUAAAAAUGUUCAUCAAGCACAGGCAAGGAAAGUUGUUGUUACUUUCCUUCUUUAAUGUUCCAGGCUACAAGCACUAAAAACAUUAUUAUUAUUAUUUCACUGCUUUAUCAGCACUCACCUCCAAAAUAAUUAUAUCGCUGAAAUUCAGAGGGAUUUUAGGCUGUAUUUCAGGGGUAAAAUGACAUAUUUGAUAACUCUUUGAGUACCAGUCAAUUACAGCUACUGUCAGUAUUCAGCUAAGUUAGCAUUCAAGGCUAACAUUCCAAGUUGAUAAUAUUAAUGUGGUAAUGUUGGUGUUCAACCAUGUUAGCCUUGAAGGCUAGCAUUAUAAGAUUGCAACACAGUUAGCUAUAAUAAUUUUCCUAUAAUAGGAACAAAAGUUUAAAUUAAAGGCUAACAUUGCAGAUAAUAACAUGGUUUGCUAGUAUCAGUUUCCUAUAAUAAUGUGCUACUCUAUUAAACAAUGCAUUCAAUUAUUUUUGUAUGCAAAAAUGUUAGCAUUCAAGGUCAACAUGACGGCACUGUUGGCUAGUAAACUUUCGGUUCCCUAUGAGAAUGUGUUGCUCUUUAGUACAACUGAUGUUGGAGUGCACCAUGUCAGCAUUGAGAAAAGUUAGCAAGGUUUAAAAUGUGAGACAACACAGCUAGUAUCAAUUUUCUAGCAUAUGUUGUUCUAUACUAAAACUACAAUAGGUGUUUAACCAUGUUAGCAUUUAGAAAAAUUAGCAAUAGGGCUAACAUUAUGAAAUAACAACAUAGUUAGCUAGCAUCAGUUUCCUUGGAUCUACUCUAUAGAACAUCAAAUAUUGGCAUUUAGACGUGUUAGCAAAGUUAGCAUCCAAGGCUAGCAUUUUAACAGCAACAACAAGAUAAGCUAGUACUGGAUCAGUUUCCUUUGAUAAUGUGCUUCUCUACAGAACAACUAGUGAUGGCGUUUAACUAUGUUAGCAAUCAGGAAAGUUACAAGAUAACAACACAGCAGGUAUCAGUUUCCUUUUAUAAUGUCACUAUAGAAAACUAGUUCUGGCAUUCAACCAUGUUAGCAUUCAGAAAAGUUAGCAUCAAAGGCUAAUUUUACAAGAUAACAGCACAGUUAGCUAGUAUUAAUACCCUAUAAUAUAGUGCUACUCUAUAAAAGCACAAAUGUUGGUGUUUAACCAUAUUAGCAUCCUACAAAGGUAGUGUUUAUGGCUUACAAUCCAAUGUUAUUGCACCGUCAGUUUCUGUGAUACUAGCUGCUCUAUAAAACAAUAAAUCCUGACAGCAUUGAUCAAAGUUAGCAUCAGAAAGUUCUCUAGUAUCAGUUCCUUAUUCUUUGUGCUAUGGAGAAGCAAAUACUGGCAUUUAACAAUGUAAGUAUUCAAGUAAGUUAACAUUCAAGGCUAACAUUGGAAGAUAACAACAUAGUUAACUAGUAUCAGUUUCCUAGGAUGAUGUACUACUCUAUAGAACAAAUAAUGAAAUAAUGGCGUUGAAACAUGUUAGAAAUUAGCAGAAUUAGUGCCAAGGCUGGCAUUACAAAAUAAAAACAACAUUAGCUGGUAAUGAAUUGGUUUCCUUUGAUAAUGUGCUACUUUGUAGAACAACUAGUGUGUAAAUCUACCAAAUGGUUAACGUUAGCCUUAGACCGUACUAGCAUUUAAGGUUGAAUAUCCAAGCUAACCCAAUAAGCAAGAAAAACAUGUACUAUACUAUUUAGUGGUACAUUUCAAACUGCUAAUAAUGGGCAUGUUCUACUACAUUUGCAUUCAUGGCUGAUAAUCCAAGCUAACAUUAGCUUAGAAGUAAAUGUAUUUUUCAUAAAAGUUUGGAAAGACUAGAAAAUGGCUAGCCAUAGCAUUUUAUUCUGGCUAUAAUUGCUUGCUAACAACACAAGUAGCUAGACAAUGUUUAUUCCUGUUUUGUGUAAAACAAUCAAUGGCUAAUGCUAGCUUUAACCACACCGUUAUUUAAGGCCUGAAUUCCUAGAGUAAGGGUUCCUGCCUUUUGCUAAUGUUAGUUAGCAAACUGUUAUGUUAGAGAGGGGUUUCUUUUUAAUGCCAAAGUUUACUAUCAGCUCAUUGCUACAUUCUUAGCAAAUGUAAAUAUUCAAGGUAUUAGUUGAAUGGCAACAUUAGAGUUUCUUCCUGGCUAGCAUUACCGAAAAGGGAAUUUCCAUCUGACAAGUGGUUCUGUAAGCUAGCUAAAUACAACUGUUAGCUAGAAUCAGUCAAUCAAUAAUAAAAGCAGAUUUACAGAACUUUCUGCACUAAUUAAUCAAAUUGGCAAAAAGCAAAUUGGAAGUUGUUGACCAUUUAAUUGUAUAACAGUUGAAAUCUUUUUUUUUUUUUUUUUUUUUUUUUUUUAAUUUCAUAGCCAGCAAUAAUGUUAGCCAACUAAAUAAGUACUCCAACCAGAAUUGGUGUAAAACCAACUGUAGCCAAAAAUUUUGUGUCACCUUGUUUUGAAAGCUUCAGUCAUGCUUUGAGUAACAUUUGCUUGCAAGUAUCUUUUUGAUUUGCAACAUAAUUCAAUUUGAAAAUGUAAAAUCCUAGACACACUCGAUUACUUAGCAUUGUUCAGUAGGAAAGUCAUAAAGUCUUAACCCAAAGUCAUAUUUGCAGGCUAUAAAUAAUACUUGCUAAAGCUGGUUGAAUGCUAAUGUUAGCAGUUGUUACAUAAAUCUGUACAACCAAUAGUCAAAGAUGAUAUUUUACCCUGAAAUAUAGCCUAAUUUCCCUCUCGAUUUCCUCUACUUCUGUCUGUUCUGUCGCUUUUUUAAAAAACUUUAUUGAACAAUUUGUCUUUAAUUGCCAGUACUGCAGACAAGUUGUAAGCAUUAGUGCAUGAUACGAGAAAAAUUAGCCUAUAAUUUGAUAUAUAACAUAAUUUAAGUAAAACAGUUGGGACAAGUAAAAUGCAUCAGUGUUGAAAGAUUGGAAAAACACUAAUUUAAAAAAAUAUUUUUUUUUUUGUCCUUUUUAUCAUGCAAAAGUUUAAAUUCCCUUUAUUGACUAUAUUAAAAAAAGAUUGCUUACUUAACCGUAUUUACUGAUACCGAGCUUAAACAACACCAUUACUGCUUUUAAAACUAUUUAUAAGUUAUCAGAUGUUCUUCAUCCCUCCCUUUGACAGUUUAUCAGUGCAAAGUUUUCAUUCUCCUCUACUUUUUUCAUUUUCAUUCAUGCUAGAAUAUCAACAAAUUGCAGAUGUGGCUCCAACUUUGACUUCAUGCUAACAUCGAGUAUUUUGGCUUGGUUUGGGUGCUGGUAUCUGUUUCUGGUUUUGGUAUUUGUGCAUCCCUACUACCGCCUCAAGGUUAUGUUUGUAAAGUUAGCAUCUCUGUAGAACACUUUCUGCUGUAGACACCAGCCAGAGAAAGUAUAUAUGUCUUUAAAAGCAGAUAAAUCUGCAUGAUAAGAUGCCACUACAUGAUACAGUGCUGUUCUGGGUGAGCUGAACACUUUAAACUUUACGCUCCAGCAGCUAACCCUGUGAGCGUCGUGGGUGGCGGAUGUUACCAGCAGCUGGAUGGACAUUUUGUUAGUCUCCCACCAGCCUUCCUCCCUCCUCCUCCUCCUCCUCCUCCUCUCUCUGUGCUGAAGAGUACAAACUGAGCAACACCAGCACCACUGCUGCCCACACCUCCUCUGUCCUCCAGCUCUGUGCUGCUCCAUGUUUACACACUGAAGGCUUCACAACAAACUCACACUGCCCAGUUGUUACCACCAACAAAUCAAGCUCCUGGACACACGGCAGCUUGUUUUCUUUCUCCUCCUGUUUUUCUUUUUUUUUUGUGUGUGUGGUUUCUGUUCCCCUCUCUCUUCAUGCCAGGUAGAUAUUUCCUUUAUUUCUCAGGAAGUAUUUGAUAGAUAAUUUUAUGAGGAAAUGUAUCCGCCAGCAGCUCCUGUCGCCGCAGCACAACAAAAUAAUCCUCCCUGAAAGAUUCGUACCAAAAUUUGUAGCCCCUUUCUCUACCUACCCGUGGCCCUCCCCAUUUCACAAAAGGCUUUUUUAAAAACUCAAAUAUCGUCCUCCAACGUUUGGAGCAGCGCCUGGAUGAGAGACCAUCUUUAUAUUUUGUAUUUGUUGGAUUAAUCGUAGUGAGAUUGUAUAUUAUUUGUUAAUUUUUCCAGAGACAGGGAAAGCAUUUAAAAAAAAGAUGAGAGCUGUUCUUUCUGAAGAUCAGUGACUUCUCACCAGGAGUGUGGGGUGUUUUUAUAGCCAAACAGACACACUGACCGACAAACAACUCUACACUUAUUCACUUGACUGACAGUCCUGCUUUUAACCUUUUUGUUUACUUUUUUUUGCCAAGCAGAAGAGAGGAGAGGUCAAUCCAAGAGCCCAAAUGUGAAUCUCUCUCUUCCUCCUUGACAAGUGUUGUAUAAACUGUCAUACUUCAAACCUCUCCUUUAUUUUUGUUUAUUUUGUUUGUUGUUGUCGUCAGACAGCAUGGAAUAAUGACACUUGCAAAGUGGCGCUGAAAAAGUAAAUAAUGA
Messenger RNA from Cheilinus undulatus (humphead wrasse), 9321 nucleotides. RefSeq names its product CCR4-NOT transcription complex subunit 3-like. NCBI's taxonomy places the organism in Eukaryota, Metazoa, Chordata, Actinopteri, Labriformes, Labridae. Gene Ontology annotation, cellular component: CCR4-NOT core complex; P-body; nucleus. Gene Ontology annotation, biological process: nuclear-transcribed mRNA poly(A) tail shortening; regulation of stem cell population maintenance; regulation of DNA-templated transcription. The coding region runs from base 174 to 2966 and encodes 930 amino acids. The record is from RefSeq and is a predicted model, not a curated record. The transcript has 19 exons.